Molecule: messenger RNA, 366 nt
Organism: Phyllostomus hastatus (greater spear-nosed bat)
Lineage: Eukaryota; Metazoa; Chordata; Mammalia; Chiroptera; Phyllostomidae
Product: protein WFDC11-like
Exons: 3
Source: RefSeq, a predicted model, not a curated record
CACAUAUUCAGACACGUGGUCAGCAUCAUGAAGCUGUGGACACCUCUACUCACGACAUUCCUGUGUGUGGUGCUGCUGUCCGUGCUGGCAGAAAUUAAGGACAGACCGGGUACAGGGGAUAAAAGCCUCAUUGAGGAGUGCUGGGGACAUCCAAACAUCGUUGAUUGUACCAGGAAGUGUUCCAAGUCCUUUAAAUGUGCAAGGGUCAAUCACACGUGCUGUUGGACCUACUGUGGGAACAUCUGUUGGAAAGCUGCGCCAAUCUAUACAAGACAGCUAAAAACCGCAGCCUCUUACUUGGGGCACCAGUCGGUCCUCACUGAGGGCUGGGCAGGAGGAAGACCUUGACAAAUAAACUCACUUACC